Achroia grisella is the source of this 828-nucleotide messenger RNA. It is a transcript of the gene fabp, whose product is annotated as sodium/calcium exchanger regulatory protein 1. Gene Ontology annotation, biological process: fatty acid transport. The transcript has 4 exons. Gene Ontology annotation, molecular function: fatty acid binding. Gene Ontology annotation, cellular component: nucleus; cytosol. Lineage: Eukaryota; Metazoa; Arthropoda; Insecta; Lepidoptera; Pyralidae. The record is from RefSeq and is a predicted model, not a curated record. Bases 150 to 548 code for a protein of 132 amino acids.
UAUAAAACCAGUCAUUCACGCAUGCGUUGAAAGCAGUUCGGCGGGAAGUCACAUCGGUGUCAGAACUCAUUCUAUUCUAGUUACAGCCCUGAGUCGGACUGAACAUAUAUUUUUUACGUAAUUAGUAUAUUUUAAUAUAUUUAUAAAAAAUGGAAUUCGUCGGUAAGAAAUACAAAAUGGUGUCAUCAGAGAAUUUUGAUGAAUUCAUGAAGACCCUUGGCGUGGGCCUCAUCACCCGUAAAGCGGCUAAUGCCGUGACCCCCACAGUAGAACUCCGUAAGGAUGGCGACAGCUACGUACUAGUUACAUCCUCCACCUUUAAGACCACGGAGGUUAAGUUCGUCCCCGGACAGGAGUUCGAUGAGGAACGCGCUGACGGAGCCAAGGUCAAGUCCGUGUGCACAUUUGAGGGUAAUACUUUGAAGCAGGUGCAGAAGGGAGGCGACGGUCUGGAGGUCAGCUACAUUAGAGAGUUUGGACCCGAAGAACUGAAGGCCACAAUGACAGCCAAAGACGUCACCUGCACCAGGCUGUACAAGGUGCAAUAAAGAACAAAAGACUGCGAGCGGCGCUCCAACAACAUUAUGCUACUUUAUCAUAGCACAAACAAUUAUGUUAAAUUAUGUUUUAAAUUACCUAUAUUUAGGACUAGUAAGUUAAACUUUGGUUCUCGUUCCUUAAAAAAAGGAUAGUGUAUUAUUAUUUUUGUAUGUUCACUGCGUAUUUAUAACUCGCCAAAGUUUGUGUCAAAAAUUAACGUAUAACAUCUUGUAAAACUGUUGUAUAAGUUUUCAGUGCAUAUUUAAAUAAAUUGUUUUUGUAUUAUUA